Molecule: messenger RNA, 516 nt
Organism: Colletotrichum lupini
Lineage: Eukaryota; Fungi; Ascomycota; Sordariomycetes; Glomerellales; Glomerellaceae
Exons: 1
Coding region: 1-516 (171 amino acids)
Source: RefSeq, a predicted model, not a curated record
AUGGACAUGGACCUGGACCUGGACGGGACUUGGUGCCAUGCCGGCGCUGCUAUGAAAGGUACACCGUACACCUACACACCUCAGAACAAAAGGCAGGUACGGGGUCGGUCGACCUUCUUCGACGUUUCUUACCAUUUUGCCUUCCGCUUGUCUGGACCUGGACCCAUCUUCUUCUUCCCGUCUCCUUCCUUCCUUUCCACAUCACUUCCUCCCUGGCCCAUCUUGACCACCUUCACAAACACGCUCGAUUUCGGCUCUCCAGCUGGCUCCAUUGCUUCCAUUCUCCCUGGUCGCGCGGAUCCGUCGAACCUUCCUCGUCGGUUUCCUACCUACUGGGGUCCCAGCUUCUCACUCGCCCUUUGCUUUUCCAUCGUCUCGUCUCUCACACUCACAUUCUCAUUCAUCUACACCACCACACCUCACUCACUUCACUUCACCUCACCUCACCCAUCACCACCACCACCGCCCACCACGCUCAAACCCAGACGCACAUCUCUACUUCUCCCACAUUCAUAA